This is a messenger RNA of Hymenoscyphus albidus, 1848 nucleotides long. NCBI's taxonomy places the organism in Eukaryota, Fungi, Ascomycota, Leotiomycetes, Helotiales, Helotiaceae. The record is from the annotation of a GenBank genome assembly.
GAGGGUACCUUGUAGUAGAUUAGGCAAAUUCCACUCGUCCUUCGGGACUAGGUAGCUCAGUGGUCAAGAAUAGACACUCUACCUACAAUCUAUUAUCUGCCCCCACAUGAACCCCUGCGUGAUUUUCCGCCAAUGGACUUGGCUAUGCAAAUUUCCCGGUUGGCUGUUGCCCCACUCUUUGGAUAGAACAUUGGAUUGUAAAACAUGAAAUGGCAGAGAAGCGAUACACUGGCAAAUUUUGGGAUAGGACCUGCAUACGGGAUGACAUGUGAAGCAUGUAUGAUCUACCGCUUCGAUCGGAUGGAAAGGAUGGCUUGUGAGAGGCUAUCCGCCAGUUAGCGAGCCCGGGGAGAUUGACAAUGGUUCCUGCGACGGGAAGGGGUUUCAAUGUGAGUGUGGAUUGAUGGGAGAUGAAUGUGCCAGAGCCUUGGUUCGUGGAAUCUUGGUGGGUUAUUGAUGGAGGAUCGCGGGAGGUCGGAAAACAGGAUGUGCAUGCUCAGGUUGGUGAGAGCUUGUUUUGACCCUGAGUUCUCGGGAGGAGGAUCCGGUGGGGGACGAACCACGAAGCGAGAGAGCACGUCGUAUUUCAACCGUCGACCUGGACAGAUUGAGACGAAGAUCCCAAUCGAAACCGUUAUGCCUCUCUGUGCUCUGCCCCGGUCUUUCGAUCACUUGUGAUCCGAGGUGCCCCUGUCUAACCACCGUCCACUCCAGAUAGCCGAGGAGAGUUGUUUAUAAAAGAAGUUGUAUUCCUCUUUCCAUGCCUCUUCUUUCUUUUCUCUCCAGCAGCGCUCUCAUUCUCUACAUCAGUCUUCCAGGUUUCUAGUUUCCCGACUUCAAGAACAUUCCUUCCUUCAUUUAUUCCCAUUCAUCCAUUCAUUUUUCACCGAGCUGUGCUCUGUUAAAUAAAUCACUUACCUUUACACAUCUACACCUCUAAUCACCCUCACACCCUCCCCCGAUCAACCCUCAAAAUGCACUUCUCCCUCACCGCAUCCCUAACCCUCGCCCUCGUGGCCCUCACGGUCGCCACUCCCCUCCCCGCCCCCAAAACCUCCACCAAAACCAAAUCCGCCAAAGCCUCCUCCGCAACCAAAGAUGCCGCCGCCGACGCAGCAGGAGGAGCAUCCGUCCUCACUGCAGGACAAACAUACAACGACAUCCAGAUCUCCUCCGGCACCGCGGGCGACGCAGAGAGUCUCGCCAACGCCCUCUUCGCCAACAUCGACCAGAGCAACCUCGCGGGUGUCAGUGCUGCGGAUCUGAAGAUCAUCAAGGCGACGCAUGAUGUUGCUGAGGAUGCGGAGGUGGAUGGGUUUAAUAAGGCGCUUGAGGGUGCGACUGGGGAUGAGAAGGUGGCUAUUCAGGUAUGUUCUAUCCCCCUUCCCCAAUUCCCAUCCUCCUUUUUUUUUACUUUAGGGAUUUGAGAGGGAUGUAUACUGAUUUUAAAACAGAACGGCAAAAUAAAGAACAAAGUCCUCAAACUCACCGCUGAGGUUCUUGCGCUACAAGUUGAGAACGCGCAGGGCAAUGAGAAGGGUGAUGUUGCGGCGGAGCAGAAGAAGUUGGCUAAUAACAUUGCGCUUGAUACCAAGGCUAAGGGUGGUGCUAGUACCGCUGUUCCUUUUGAUGGGACGAUUGGUUGAGCUCCAAGUUUAUCUGAGGAAGCUUGUCUUUCGUGAUGCUAAGUCGGAGAAGCGAAUUGAGUUGGAGUGUUGGAAAUGUGGAUAGAUGGAAAGAGAUGGAAAUUAAUAUGGUGGAUGUAUGGAUGGACGGAUAUUUCGCUUUGGGGAUUUUUAUUGUUGUUGGUGAUGGGAUCUACUUAUUUACUUGGAUCAAUUUUAACUG